Molecule: messenger RNA, 1152 nt
Organism: Cladophialophora psammophila CBS 110553
Lineage: Eukaryota; Fungi; Ascomycota; Eurotiomycetes; Chaetothyriales; Herpotrichiellaceae
Exons: 1
Coding region: 1-1152 (383 amino acids)
Biological process (GO): N-acylethanolamine metabolic process; N-acylphosphatidylethanolamine metabolic process
Cellular component (GO): membrane-bounded organelle; cytoplasm
Molecular function (GO): zinc ion binding; N-acylphosphatidylethanolamine-specific phospholipase D activity
Source: RefSeq, a predicted model, not a curated record
AUGGUCUCGGUCAAACAGCUCCCCUCGCUUCUUCCUGACGAGCCAAAGGGCCAUCACAUCGGCACCCCGCCCAAAGCCUUCCAAAACCCGUGGCCCUCGUUCAACCCAGGCCACCACAGUCUGGGGAGCAUCAUCAAGGUUCGCUUUGGCAAAGACAGACCACCCUUUGUGCCGAUUCCCAGUGACCGCUCCGAGUUGGUGCCCGUCCAGAAAGUCGACUUUUCCACUUCGCACCCAGGCCCAAAAGUGACCUGGAUCGGCCAUGCCAGUUUCUUGCUGCAAACCUGCAGGGAGGAACCCGCUGCUCGAGGUAUCAACAUUCUCUGUGACCCUGUCUUCUCGGAAAGGACCUCUCCAUUCACGUGGCUUGGUCCCAAAAGAUACACACCCACCCCGUGUAGUCUGGAGGAGCUGCUUGAUGCUGUCGAGGUGGACCUGGUCAUCAUAAGCCAUAACCACUAUGAUCACGCCGAUGCAGAAACCCUAAAGGCGAUCUGGGCCAGAAGAAGAUCAAACGUCCAUUUUCUUGUCGGGCUGCACAAUUCUCGCUGGCUGACUGCAGCGGGCAUCGAUCGUUCAUCCAUUACCGAGCUGGACUGGUGGGAAGGCGUCGAGAUCGAUGUCGAAAGUGUCGGGAAGGCCCAGAUCACAUGUACGCCCACACAGCACUUUUCCCGGCGAAGUAUCUGGGAUUCAAACCACGACCUGUGGUGUUCGUACGCUAUCCGGGAUCUGCAAGGGUCUGGCAAGAGAAUCUACUUUGCGGGAGAUACCGCCUAUCGGUCCAUCCACUCGAUCAACUUGUCGCGAGAAGAAGAAGAUGCACAGCCUACAUGUCCGGCUUUCAAGCAAAUUGGCAAUCUGUUAGGACCAUUCGACCUGGCCCUGUUGCCCAUUGGGCUCUGUGAGCCGAGGGACUUUAUGUCAAACGUUCAUGCCAAUUCAUGGGAUUCGAUUCGAAUACAUCAAGAUGUCAAAAGCAGGAGGUCCAUCGGUAUGCAUUGGGGGACCGUCCGUGGCGGCUUGUCUCAGUAUUACGAAGACGUUCGAACCCCAACGAAGCACUGGAGGAUGGCCGCUGAAGAAGCGGGCUUGAAAUGGGGAGACGAGAUAGGUCUCUUGGAUAUCGGGGAAACGUUGAUAUUGUGCUGA